AUGCAGAACGCCAUACACUCUCUUGAGCAGGAUGCCAGUGAUAUCGAGGUGACCGAGGUACCAGUUUCAUCGCAAGAUAUGGUUAUUGGAACCACCUUCGUUGAUCAUCGCCCGCCUAGGCUACCGACGCUUCUCAAUUAUGUCUCCGACGCAGCUUUCGAUUCUGUGCGUAGACAACGGCAGUCUUCGUGUUUCAGCGGCACGCGUUGUGACAUACUUGAGAAAAUUCGGUCUUGGGCCUACGGGCAUGGGGCUCAGCGAAUAUACUGGCUUCAAGGCAUGGCUGGUACCGGAAAAUCGACUAUUGCCUUAACUCUCGCUCGAGAGUUCCGUGAUCAACGACGGCUGGGGGCAAGCUUUUUCUUUUCUAGAGGUGAAGGGUCUCUCUCAACCACUGCAAAUCUCGCUGGGACAAUAGCGGCUCAACUCGCAGACUUUUAUCCAGGAUUUCGUCAGCUUAUCGAAAAUGUGAUAUCAGAUGAUCUGCGACUGGGAUCUCUUGGCCUAUAUCAUCAAUGGGAAAAGCUCGUCUUACAACCACUUGUUCAAGUAUCCGCCGAUGCAUUCACAAAUCCUCUCAUCAUAGUUAUUGAUGCAUUAGAUGAACUCGAAGAUGCGGAUGAUGUUGUGGCUCUUAUACAGUGCCUUGAUGCAGUCAUUUCAACCGGACAUAUCGAGAUUCGAGUUCUGGUCACCAGCAGAUCCGAAAAAGAGCUUUGGAACACAUUUGAUGCUACUUUAUCUGGCGACACAUCGCGAUGUUUGAUCACCCACGAUAUUUACCCGUCAAAUGUCAACGACGAUUUGACUAUAUUUUACAAAACCAAAUUAUCUGAUAACACAAAGGAUCACUUUCUGUCAGAUUCAAACAUUCGCUUGUGGGUAGAGCAGUCCCAAGGUCUUUUCAUCCACGCUGCAACCGUUUGUCGAUUUGUCGAAGAUGACAGUGGAGUUUCCGGACAACGAGUUGCUUUGUUGCUGGAGCCACCAGCCAAGUCGCUCAAAGCGGAGCUUCAGCUGGACAAGGUCUACGCGACUGUGUUACAACACUCAUUUCUCACCUCAAAUGAAACCAAAGAAGCUUUCCAGAUGAGCGAACUGUUCAAAUGCAUUGUUGGGUCUAUCAUGGUUCUUUCUGACUCCUUCUCAGUUUGCGAAUUAUCUAAACUGAUCGAUCAACCCACUGGAAAGAUUUUGGGCUUGCUGGGAUGUCUUCAUUCUGUAAUAGAGGUUUCGAAGAAUGAUGGUGACAAUCUCAUUCGGCUGCUCCAUCCAUCGUUUCGUGACUUUUUGCUUGACCCCAUGAGGUGCUUGGAUAGAUCAUUCUUCAUCAACGCCUCAAAAGCGCACGAAGAGCUCCUUGGUUCUUGUCUUCGGGUCAUGUCUACACAAUUGCAUCGCAAUAUGUGCAACCUCGUAUCACCAGGUGACAGAGCCUGCGAUGUGCCAAGAUCGGUGAUUGACCAGGGGAUUCCCCAUCAUGUCAAAUACGCGUGUCGCUACUGGAUUCAUCAUCUGUACCGAAGUUCUCUCGACCCCCGUGACUAUCUUGAGAUCACCACGUUUUUCAAAACCUGGUUUCUGUUCUGGGUUGAAACCAUCGCCUUACUUGGCCAACUUGCGCAUGGCAUCGCCAUGAUUUCAAAACUUGAGAAAUUACUCGAUAGCACAAAUGCAGGUCAAAGUCCCACUGCCUCUCUGUCCGGGCGCUUAGCGAGACUCAUCUCGAUAGGUAAAGGCGCUGGCGAAAGUGCAACAUCUCUUGAUGCCAUUGUAUACGAUGCAAGGCGGUUCAUGCUGAGCCACAGCUCGGCAAUUGAGGAAGCACCGCUGCAGACCUAUUACUCGGCGAUUCUGUUCACGCCUCAAAAAAGCCUUAUCAAACAAUUCCACGCUGAUGAAAUUCCUCAAUGGAUCUCACAACAACCGUCUUUUCUCAAAGGUUGGCCUCAAAACAUACAAACAUUGGCCCACCCACGACGAGUAGAGAAAUUGAAAUUCUCCCCAGAUGGCAAAUUCCUAGCUACAGCAAACGGUGACACAGUUUGGUUGUGGGAUACUAAAACUGGGACAGAGCGACGCCAAGUUACUACUUGUCUUGGUCUUGGGAUUCCAAAAUCGCGAUGA
Penicillium salamii is the source of this 2127-nucleotide messenger RNA. The record is from the annotation of a GenBank genome assembly. Lineage: Eukaryota; Fungi; Ascomycota; Eurotiomycetes; Eurotiales; Aspergillaceae.